Fopius arisanus is the source of this 4908-nucleotide messenger RNA. RefSeq names its product neuronal PAS domain-containing protein 2. Gene Ontology annotation, biological process: regulation of transcription by RNA polymerase II. Gene Ontology annotation, cellular component: transcription regulator complex; cytoplasm; aryl hydrocarbon receptor complex. The transcript has 12 exons. The record is from RefSeq and is a predicted model, not a curated record. NCBI's taxonomy places the organism in Eukaryota, Metazoa, Arthropoda, Insecta, Hymenoptera, Braconidae. Gene Ontology annotation, molecular function: protein dimerization activity; DNA-binding transcription factor activity, RNA polymerase II-specific; RNA polymerase II cis-regulatory region sequence-specific DNA binding. Bases 1361 to 3880 code for a protein of 839 amino acids.
UCUGAGUCGUGUCUCUGAAUUCAUCACUCAUCGCGAUAUUUUUAACCCCUUUUAUCCCUAUUUUUUACUCAAUCUUGAAAAAGCAAAGAACCACCACCACUAACCCAGCGACGUCAGUGACUGGAAAAUACUCUAAAGAUUCCAAAUCUUGGCGAAUGAGUUUUUAAAGUUCAAAGAGGAUUAAUGAGUGUCAGUGCUAUUUAUGUUUGAAGUUUUUAAUUGCUGUCCCCGAUGUUAUGAUUAUUCCCGGGAAGAAGGGGCGGACGUACCCGGCAAACAGUGACUUCCGCUAUUUUCCAGGCUGCGCAGUUCAUUCGUAAUAUAUUGAACGUUGUCAAGGUCAAGAAUCCGGAUCACCGGCUAUAGUCAGUGAACAGUGCUGUACUAUUGUUUUUACGAUUUUUUCCAUUUUUACUGAAAAUAACGAGAAAGACAUUGAGUCAAAGCUCAUCACGUCUAUUAUCCGCAAUUGCGAAUUCUUCUUUCUUUUUUUUUCGUCAUCUUUUUUUGCCUUUCAUUCUUGAAAUUUAUUCAGUUCGUGGGGAGUUGUGGGUGUGUAUGUGUGUGCGGUGCGAUUAUUUUUUACUCAAAUGAAAGAAGUUGAAACAGGGGCAAUUCAAGUCCACAUGUGAAGUGAAAAUAGAAGGAAUAGAAGAAAGAUACAUUUGAGAAGAAAUGAGGAGACUGGAAGAAGAGAUUUGAGUGGAUGAGUGUGGCGAACUGGUGAAGAGUGAUUUGAAAAUUGUCGACAAAGUGAUAAGCCGGCCGGGAGUUAAUAAAUAUUCCAACGUAUAUUCCUCCUCCCCCUCCUCAGAGAAAGAGAGAUGGUCAAGUCUACCAGUCAAACCAAGUAUCAAAAAUAAACUUUGAAAAUAACAAAUUGGGGAAGUUGAGGGUCUCAGUGAAGACUGACUACGACCACUGACAUGAAAUUUUCAAUUAUUACAAAAACAAAUAAGAGUCAUAAUUCGGCAUAACCCAGCGAGUAAAAUUUUUUUUUUAAUGAUGUUUGCUACGGUUCGGCUGAGAUAAUACCCCAACGUUAUCUGUCCUCGGGCAUGAUCGCUGUUGCCAGAUUAUUUCCAAGGCUAAUUUUAAUGCGACAAAUAUAUAUUCUGAGGAGGCCAGAUGAAGAUCAUUAAUUAGAGACUCAACAGGAUGGUAUCUCACAACUUCAAUAACUGGAGAGACGGCCAUUGACAUCGAUAAUAACAGUACAACAACAACAAUACGUUGGGGAUAUCCGACGUAAACCCAUGUAUCUUUUGAUUCAAGAUGGCGGAAUAUGUUGUUGCAAUACAGCAUUGGAAAUUGUUGAUCAAUAUGAAGGCCUCACUUGAUCAGAGUUCAAGUUUUUCUCAUGCACUUGAGCGAUAAAAGUGGAUUCUUAUUGGGGAAUAUACCUUGGAUUUUUUCGGUGGAAAAUUGUUCGAAAAUGUGGCCACAUCAGCAGGCUCAGUAUCAUCCUGGUGUAUCGUCACUGACGGAACAAAUGGACAGGAGACAGUAUCCUAGCAUCAUGCCACCUGAUACUGUUAGCCAAACCACGACGAUACAUCAGCAUCAAAGAGAACCUCCACGGGAAUCCGCUGCUUGUUCGAGCAAUGCCCGGGCAUCUAGGAAUCUGGCAGAGAAGCAGAGACGGGACAACCUCAACACAAAUAUCGCCAUGAUGGCAGCCAUGGUACCCGUGGUUGCUGGUAGCUCUAGACGUCAAGAUAAAAUAUCAAUCCUCAGGUUAGCAGCGGCCUACCUCAGGACCAACUUCGCUCUCGGAAGAGGCUCUCCAGGAUUCCUUCCGGAUCAAUUCAAUGGAGUAGAUCUUGAACAAGUUUUCCUCGAUAGUUACGAUGGUAAUGGUGCUUUUGUCAUAAUUGUCACAACUACUGGAAACAUUAUACAUGUGAGUAGGAGUGUGGAGGGACCCCUAGGACACGCACCAACGGAGCUAUUGGGAAAAUCUCUGUUCAGUUACGUACACCCAGAGGACCACGAGGAGUUGACGCGAAAUCUAACACUCACUGAAGUUCUCCCCUCGAUAACUGACGGUUCCAAUCAAGAUCAUAACUCCAGCUCGGACGACGAUAGCAAUCCAACCGUCGAGCCAAAUUUUCGUGAGCAACGACGAAAUUUUUGCAUAAAAAUAGCUCAGAGAACGAAUUCCAGGGGUGAGCACACACAGUACAAGUGUUUCAAUAUCUCAGGAGUCCUCAGGUUUGCAGAUUUCUGUCAGAAGCGAAAGGGCAAUCGAGAAUACACUUCAACGAGUAAUGAUGUUAUUUUCGUGGGAAUGGCACGUCUUAUGCAACGACGUGUUACCGAAUUAUCGUUAUUCGAAGCCACUAAACAGGAGUAUGUGACACGUCAUUUGGUUGACGGUCGGAUCAUCUUCUGCGAUCAUAGGAUAUCAGUUGUUGCUGGAUACAUGUCGGAAGAGGUUUCUGGCGCUAAUGCUUUCCGCUAUAUGCAUAAAGAUGAUGUCAGGUGGACGAUGAUUGGAUUGAAACAGAUGUACGAUCGUCGAGAAGGUUUUGGAUCGUCUUGUUACCGACUUCUCUCGAAAACCGGUGAAUUUAUCUACCUCAGAACCCACGGAUACCUCGAGAUGGACCUGAAGACAGGGACUUUCGAGUCCUUCGUCUGUGUAAACACUCUGGUUGAUCAGGACGAGGGUGAGAAACUAAUUCGAGAAAUGAAGGAUCGAUAUUCCGCAACGAUCACCAAUGCUAGUCGUGCGAUAAUCGAGCCAGAGUUGAUGAAGAUACAAUCGAAUUCGGCGCCAAGUGUGGAGGAUCCAACUCAACUCGAGGGGGUGAUUCUUCAAUUGAUCAGUGAUCUGUCAUCACCAGCUCCGGUCGAUGGAAAAUUCCCGAGCUCUCCGGGACCUGCUCCGGACCUCCAAUCUGCCAAAGCCGCAAUGUACUCUGAUAAACUACCUCCGGUUUCAGUGCAGGCAAGCAAAAUCGUGGGGAAGAUGAUCGAACAAGCUGGGAAAGGCAAAGGAAAACAGGUGAAGAGGGAAAUGAGUAAUGGAUCUCCUGCUAGCAGUCAAGAUGAAAAAAAUAGCGAAGAGCCGCGGCGUCGACCGCAGGCGCAAGCAUCGCCGAACAACCAGGACUCUGGAAAAUAUCGAAUUGCUGACAAAGUUAUUCCGGAACUCGAUAGUUCUGGUGCUGAUGCCCUCGGAGAUGUCAGAAUGCAAGUGACACAUCACGUGCGACCAGUGAUCUCUCGAGGCAAAGAUUUCUUUGAGAUACCCCAAAAGCCUUCAAUCCUAAAUUCAGAAAUAAAUAAUGGAGUAUCACUAAUCGAAGCUGAGGAUGAUUCACCGUAUUCCGAAACAAAUUCACCACUGGGUCAUCGUGGUAAACCAGACAGUAUGGUAAUGUUCAUAAAAACUGAGACCCUUGAUAUGUCAGAGGAGUCCUGUGGUAAACGACCGUUGGAGGAGCAAGACUGUGAACUACCAGAUAAGAGACAACGACACGAGUUUUAUGCUAAUGAAGAGCAGUCAGACAACUCGAGUCUCCAGGAUAUUAUGAAGUCGAAUCCAGAUAUCUUGAAGAUGCUGGACCAAAUUGGACAUCCUAUAAAUCCUGACAAUGACUCUUCGAGGGACGAUAUUCUUCACCUUGUACCUGACCAGGGGGUGGACGAGACAUUGAGACAGACUUAUGCGCAUCUUCAGGACAGCAUAGAGUACCAGGGGUCGCAGAUCAAUGAGUUGGGACUGGCAUUUGAAAAUUCAGAGUUACAAGCACAGCGAGAAAACUUCGAUCAGCUUCAGGCUGAGCACGAAAUUCAAAAGAAAAUGAUUAAGAGCCUCCAGCAGGAUCAUCACAGUAUCCAGGCCACCGUUAAGCAGAACGUAGGUGUUUGAGAUAAAUCCAAGAAGGACGAAACUUAAAUUCUCCUCGUCCUUCGCCCCAGGAAUUAAGAAAAUCUAAUCAAGUCCACAGGCUCACUGUCGCCUAUUGUACCCCAGUGAAAUGUGGCAUACAACAUUCGUACUUUAAGGACGUACUACUCCCCAGAUGUUCUCGAAUCAAGUAUUCGUUUGAAUCCAAUCGCUGGAGGAGCCAACCAAUACUACAAAAUGACGGAGUGAAUUGUUUUUCUUGCCAGAUAUCGAAUGACUCGAUUAAAUUCUUUUUUUUUUUCAAAUUGAGAGUGGAAACGACCAAGUUCUUACUCACUGAUAAACGUCCUUGGAUAUUUCAGAACCACGAAAAAUUGACGCACUGUAAGAAGAAACUAUUUCGAUCAAAAAAAAAUAGUGACUGAUGAUGUUGAAACGAGAAUGAAUUGUGCAAUCAACAGAGGGAUUUCGCCGUGCAAAUAGCAGAGGAAGAUUAAAAGACUCAAUAAUAAGAGGAAUAGAAUCAAAUGGACGAAACAAUUGUGGAGAAAAAAAUGCAUAAUUGCAAUGGAGUAAACGCCUCAUAUUAAGACAGAUAUUAUUGGACAUUAUUGAACCGAUCGUAGCAGCAACAGGAGUUCUCAUUUUGCUAUUUUCAAUGGCAAAAAUUACACACAAACAAAAUGGCUGAGUAUAAACUACCUCUAUCCGAUGUGUCUAUCAGAUUUAGACUGGGGAUAAUGAGUAAUGAACGAAGGAAUAACAGAGAAAGGUUCCCAUCUACUGUACUAGGCAAUUACGACGUUAAUACUAAGAUUGUAAGUAAAAAAAAAUGAAAAGAAACUGAUUAAAAAAAAAGAUGACGUUUGAAUCGUUGCCAUCGUUUUAAUCGGCUCACCGUAAGACUGCAAUGUUAAUUUUACUAUAUACAUAUAUAAAUAUAAAAUAUAUACAUAUUAUGAUUAUUGUAACAUGAAUUAUUGAUCGUGUACUACUAAGAGGCGUAGAGUGAAGAGGAUUAUAAUUGGAGAAUAGUACUGGAAAAACAA